AUGGGCGGCGGCUGCUGCUGCGCCCCGGCCCGGGCUCUGCUCCUGCUGCUGGCGCUGGGGAUGCCCCGCUCCCGAGCCGAGCGCCUGGCGGAUCCGGUGCCGCCUGCUCUCUGCGCCCGGAGCGCCUCCUGGACGCCGCUGCGGCCGCCGGACGAGCAGCCCGGCUGCGCCACGCCGCCCGCCUUGUGGCUCUGCCCGGCGCCGCGUCCCGCCCGCGGCCUCUGGGCGCACCUGCUUGGGCCGCUGUGCGGCAGCGCGACGGCAGCGGGCGAGGACGGGCCACUGCUGCUGCUCAGCCGCCUUCUGCUGGCCCAAGAUCCGGGCGGCCGCUUCCGCAGAGGACGGAGCCGGGCGCUGUGCCUGGAGCCGGGCUCCCGCGUCCCUCUGCCGCCGGGCAGCGCGUGGGGAGGCUGCCAGCUGCGGUGCAGGGUGCGCGGCGGGGGCGGCAGCCGGAGCCUCUCGCCCCACCCCCGCGGGGAACUGAUCCUGCCCCCGCGGGCCAUGUGCCUCCGCUCCGGGCACCCGCUGCGCCUGGGGCUGCUGUGCGGCCGCUGCGAGAAGAAAGGCGAGAGCUUUGUGCGCUGGAGCCUGGGCCUGGGCACCUCGCCGCGCGAGAUGGAGGCGCUGUGGCUGCAGGAGGGGGACCUCCGCGGCCGGGCGAACAGCCGGAGGAAGCGCAACGUGAACGCCAGCCCGCAGUUCCACAAGCCCACCUACCAAGUGGCUGUGCCGGAGAACAGGCCCGCAGGGACGCCCGUGGUUUUGUUGGGGGCUGUGGACCCGGAUGAGGGGGAGUGGGGCCGCCUGGACUACUCUAUGGACGCUCUUUUUGAUAGCCGCUCCAACAGCUUCUUUGCCAUUGACCCCCAAACCGGUGCAGUGACCACAGCUGAGGAGCUGGACAGAGAAACCAAAAGCACCCAUGUAUUCCGUGUGAUGGCCACGGACCAUGGCAUACCACGCCGCACAGCCCUGGCCACACUCACGAUUACAGUCAGUGACACUAAUGACCACGAUCCCGUCUUUGAGCAGCAAGAGUACAAAGAGAACAUGCGGGAGAACCUGGAGGUCGGCUACGAGGUGUUGACAGUGAGAGCCACUGAUGGUGAUGCCAGCCCCAAUGCUAACAUCCUGUACCGCAUCUUGAAUGGUAAUGGGUCCAACAGGAUAUUUGAGAUUGAUCCGAAGUCUGGUGUCAUCCGCACCAAUGGUCUCGUUGACCGAGAGGCUGUAGAGUCUUACCAGCUAAUAGUGGAAGCCAAUGACCAAGGCAAAGACCCUGGGCCACGCAGUACUACAGCCACAAUCCACAUCACGGUGGAAGAUGAUAAUGACAACUCACCACAGUUCAGUGAGAAACGUUAUGUGGUGCAAGUACCUGAGAAUGUGGUUUCAAACACACACGUCCUACGGGUGAAUGCAACAGACCGUGAUAAAGGUAGCAAUGCUCUAGUGCAUUACAGCAUCAUGAGUGGCAACACCCGGGGGCAGUUUUACAUUGAUGCCCAGACAGGUAACAUUGAUGUGGUCAGCCAGCUUGAUUAUGAGAUGAAUAAAGAAUACACACUUCGCAUUAGGGCCCAGGAUGGAGGAAGGCCUCCCCUCUCCAAUAUCAGUGGCCUGGUGACCAUCCAGGUGCUGGAUGUAAAUGACAAUGCCCCUAUCUUUGUCAGUACCCCUUUCCAGUCCACAGUCCUAGAGAAUGUGCCUGUUGGCUACUCUGUUAUCCACAUUCAAGCCAUAGAUGCAGAUUCUGGGGAGAAUGCUCGACUGGAGUAUGCUCUAGUUGACACUGGCUCUGAUUUCCCCUUUACUAUCAACAACAACACAGGAUGGAUUGUGGUGGCAACCGAACUGGAUCGUGAGUCAGUGGACUUUUACAACUUUGGUGUUGAGGCCCGAGACCACGGCAGCCCUCCGAUGACCUCUUCAGCCAGUGUCAGCAUUACCGUCUUGGAUGUUAAUGACAAUAACCCUGAAUUCACCCAAAAGGAAUAUGCCAUGCGUCUUAAUGAAGAUGCUGCUGUGGGCACCAGUGUCCUUACAGUCUCUGCUAUUGACAGAGAUGUCAACAGUGUAAUCACCUACCAGAUCACUAAUGGGAACACCCGUAAUCGCUUCUCCAUCACCAGUCAAAGUGGUGGUGGUCUUAUCACCUUGGCCCUACCUUUGGAUUAUAAAUUAGAGCGCCAGUAUCUGCUUACUAUCACAGCUUCUGAUGGCACUCGACUGGACACGGCACAAGUCUUUGUCAAUGUCACCGAUGCCAAUACUCAUCGGCCAGUGUUCCAGAGCUCUCAUUACACUGUUAACAUCAAUGAGGACCGGCCAGUGGGCACCACUGUAGUGAUCAUUAGUGCUACAGACGAGGAUACAGGGGAGAAUGCCCGCAUCACUUACUUCAUGGAAGACAGCAUCCCUCAGUUCAAGAUUGAUAUGGACACUGGUGCUGUCACCACCCAGAUGGAACUGGACUAUGAGGAUCAGGUGUCAUAUACCCUUGCAAUUACAGCCAGGGACAAUGGUAUCCCACAAAAAUCAGACACCACCUACUUGGAAAUAUUAGUCAGUGAUGUAAAUGACAAUGCACCACAGUUCUUAAGAGAUGGUUACCAAGGUUCUAUAUAUGAGGAUGUCCCAGCCUUCACUAGUGUCUUGCAGGUUUCUGCCACUGACCGAGACUCUUUCAUGAAUGGGAGGGUGUUCUAUACCUUUCAGGGUGGAGAUGAUGGGGAUGGAGAUUUCAUAAUUGAAUCAACUUCGGGCAUUGUUAGAACUUUGCGUAGGUUAGACAGGGAGAAUGUCCCAUUGUAUGAGCUUAGAGCAUAUGCAGUUGAUAAGGGUGUACCAGCCAUGAGAACUCCGGUUGAUGUGCAUAUCACUGUUCUUGAUGUUAAUGAUAACCCUCCAGUCUUUGAACAGGAUGAGUUUGACAUCUUCAUUGAGGAGAACAGCCCCAUUGGUUUAGUGGUAGCUCGGAUCACAGCCAGUGACCCAGAUGAGGGCACCAAUGCCCAGAUCAUGUAUCAGAUAGUGGAAGGUAACAUUCCCGAGGUCUUCCAACUUGACAUCUUUUCAGGAGAACUGACAGCACUGAUGGAUUUAGAUUAUGAAGCCAAAUCUGAGUAUGUCAUUGUGGUGCAGGCCACUUCAGCUCCACUAGUGAGUCGGGCAACUGUUCAUGUCCGUUUGCUGGAUAAGAAUGACAACAUACCUGUCCUGAAAAACUUUGAAAUCAUUUUCAAUAACUACAUUACAAACAAGUCCAGCAGUUUCCCUACCGGGGUGAUAGGUAUGAUUCCGGCCUAUGACCCUGAUGUCUCUGAUCAUCUGACCUAUAGUUUUGAACAAGGCAAUGAACUGAAGCUGGUACUUCUGAACCACAGCACUGGGGAGCUGCGUCUGAGCAGGGCCCUGGAUAACAACAGACCUCUAGAGGCCAUCAUGAGAGUUUCUGUUUCAGAUGGAAUCCACAGUGUGACUGCACAGUGCACACUUCAGGUGACCAUCAUCACAGAUGAGAUGCUAACCAACAGCAUUACUUUGCGGCUAGAAAACAUGUCACAGGAACGUUUCCUUUCCCCUCUGUUGGCUCUCUUCCUUGAAGGUGUAGCAACUGUGCUGUCUGCUCCUCGUGACCAUGUUGUCCUUUUCAACAUCCAGAAUGACACAGACGUGCAAGCUGCGCAGAUCCUUAAUGUCAGUCUCUCAGUGUCAUUGCCAGAUGGAGUCCAUGGGGGACACUAUAUUCCAUCUGAGGACCUGCAGGAGCGACUCUACCUUAACCGCACACUCCUAGCGGCCAUCUCCGAGCAGCGAGUCCUGCCUUUUGAUGACAACAUUUGUCUGCGGGAGCCCUGUGAAAAUUACAUGCGUUGUGUCUCAGUGCUGAAGUUUGAUAGCUCAGCACCUUUCAUUGCCUCUGAUACCAUUCUUUUCCGACCCAUCCACCCUGUCAAUGGUCUACGCUGCCGCUGCCCACUUGGCUUCACUGGUGAUUAUUGUGAGACUGAGAUUGACCUCUGCUAUUCUAACCCUUGUGGAAACAACGGACGCUGCCAAAGCCGUGAAGGAGGCUAUACGUGCGAGUGUCAAGAGGGCUACACUGGGCAAAACUGUGAGGUGAACUCACGCCUGGGUCGCUGCACCCCAGGGGUCUGCAAGAAUGGUGGCACCUGUGUCAAUCUGCUGGUGGGUGGAUUCAAGUGUGAUUGCAUGUCUGGACACUAUGAAAAGCCCUACUGCCAGAUGAGCACCCGCAGCUUCCCUGGCCACUCCUUCAUCACCUUCAAGGGCCUACGCCAGCGCUUCCAUUUCACCAUUACUCUCACGUUUGCCACUAGGGAACAGGAUGGGCUGCUUCUCUACAAUGGGCGCUUUAAUGAACGCCACGACUUCGUUGCACUGGAGAUUGUGCAGGAGCAGGUGCAGCUUACCUUCUCAGCAGGAGAGUCAACAAGCACCGUCUCCCCAUUCAUUCCAGGGGGCGUGAGUGAUGGGCAGUGGCACACCGUCCACCUACACUACUACAACAAGCCUAUCAUGGGCAAAUCUGGAAUUCCUCAGGGGCCUUCUGACCAGAAAGUGGCUGUGGUGACAGUAGAUGACUGUGACACUUCAGUGGCCUUGAAGUUUGGGUCCAUCCUGGGAAACUAUUCUUGCUCAGCACAAGGGACUCAGUCGGGCACUAAGAAGUCCUUGGAUCUGACUGGUCCACUGUUAUUAGGUGGUGUUCCUGACCUGCCCGAGAGUUUCCCUGUACAGAACCGGCACUUUAUAGGCUGUAUGCGGGACUUCCUGAUUGAUAAUCAAGAGGUGGACAUGGCUGACUUCAUUGCCAACAAUGGGACUGUGCCUGGCUGUUCAGCAAAGAAAAAUGUCUGUGAGAGCAACACUUGCCAUAAUGGUGGCACAUGUGUCAAUCAGUGGAACACGUUCAGCUGUGAGUGUCCCUUGGGUUUUGGAGGCAAGAACUGCAAGCAAGAAAUGGCUAGCCCCCAGCGCUUCUUUGGCAACAGCAUGGUGAUCUGGAGUAACUUGGCAUUAGUCAUUACACUUCCAUGGCACAUUGGACUCAUGUUCCGUACUAGGCAGGGCAAUGGUGUCCUCCUACAUGCUACAGCUGGGCAACAUUCAACCAUCACUAUGUUGCUAAACGAGGGGAAUGUGCUGAUGACUGUGUACCGUGCCAACAGCCAGGUCUCAGCCCUGCGGCUGCACCAGGUGAAAGUGAAUGACGGUGACUGGCACCACCUGCAGCUGGAGCUGCACAACAACAGGAACAGCCCAGAGGCCCAGUGCUUAGCCAUUGUGGCCUUUGACUACGGCAUACACCAGGUGGUAGCCAACAUCAGCAGUGAGUUGCAUGGACUGAAGGUGCGGAACCUGAGUGUGGGCGGCAUGCUGGGGGAUGAGGAGGAGGUGCAGCAAGGCUUCCGUGGCUGCAUGCAGGGUGUACGAAUGGGUGAGACAUCAGCCACUGCUGUGGCCUUGAAUGUGAACCAGGCUGAAAAGGUGAAUGUGGAACGUGGCUGCAGCAUCCCAGACCCCUGCGACUCUAACCCAUGUCCUGUCAAUAGUUACUGCAAUGAUGACUGGGACAGUUACUCCUGCAGCUGUGACCCAGGUUACUAUGGAGACAGUUGUGCCAAUGUCUGCUCUCUCAAUCCUUGUGAGCAUCAAGCUGUGUGUGCCCGCAAGCCUAGCUCAUCCCAUGGCUACACUUGUGAGUGUCCUGACAACUACUUUGGGCCAUACUGCGAGAACAAGCUUGCUCAACCCUGCCCUCGAGGAUGGUGGGGGCACCCUAUUUGUGGUCCCUGCAAUUGUGAUGUUGGUAAAGGCUUUGACCCUGACUGCAACAAAACCAGUGGAGAGUGUCACUGCAAGGAGAACCACUACCGACCAGCAGACAGUGCCAUGUGUUUGCUUUGUGACUGCUACCCCACAGGCUCGCUGUCUCGCACUUGUGACUCUGAGACCGGGCAGUGCUCCUGCAAGCCUGGUGUGAUUGGGCGCCGCUGUGACCACUGUGACAACCCUUUUGCAGAAGUCACCAUCAACGGCUGUGAAGUGAAUUAUGACAGCUGCCCCCGUGCUAUUGAAGCUAACAUUUGGUGGCCCCGUACUCGCUUUGGCCUGCCUGCAGCUGCACCAUGCCCCAAGGGAUCUGUUGGGACUGCUGUACGGCACUGUGAUGAACAUAAAGGUUGGCUGUCUCCCAGUCUCUUCAACUGCACAUCACUGACUUUUGCUACUCUCAAGGGCUUUGCAGAACGGCUGUUGCAGAACGAGUCGCUCUUGGACACAGAGCAAUCUCAGCGGAUAGCCCUGCAGCUUCGCAAUGCUACACAGCAUACAGGCAACUUCUUUGGCAGUGAUAUCAAGGUGGCUUAUCACCUCUCAGCCCAGCUCCUAAAACAUGAAAGUAUCCAAGAAGGCUUUGGCUUGGCUGCCACACAGGAUGUGCACUUCACUGAGAACCUGCUCAAAGUGGGCAGCAUCCUACUGGACACUGGCAACAAGAAGCACUGGGAACUGAUCCAGCAGACCGAGGGGGGCACCGCACAGCUGCUCAGGCACUUUGAGGAUUACGCCAGCACUCUGGCCCAGAACAUGCGCAAGACCUACCUGAGCCCCUUCACCAUCAUCACACCCAACAUUGUCAUCUCUGUAGUGAGGCUGGAGAAGAUGAACUUUGCUGGUGCAAAACUGCCUCAUUAUGAGGCCCUCCGUGGUGAGAAACCUGCAGACCUAGAGACAACCGUCAUCCUCCCUGAGAGUGUAUUCAAGGCUCCUGAAAACAAACAACCUACUAUGGCCAAUGCCAAGCAUCUUCCUGGUACUGGUGAAGAAGAAGAAACCACCCUGAUGACAAGACAAAAGAGGCACCCAGAUCUGAGCGAGGGCCAGGCCAUUGCCAGUGUAAUCAUCUACCGCACUCUUGCAGGCUUGCUUCCAGAGCAGUAUGACACAGACAAGCGGAGCCUGAGGGUCCCCAAGCGUCCCAUCAUCAACACCCCAGUAGUGAGUAUCAGCAUCCAUGACAACGACGCACUGAUGCAGCGGGCCCUGGAGAAGCCUAUCACUGUGCAGUUCCGGCUGCUGGAAACUGAGGAGCGGACCAAGCCCAUCUGUGUCUUCUGGAACCACUCUAUCCUAGUCAGUGGGAUUGGUGGCUGGUCAGCCAAAGGAUGUGAUGUUGUCUUCAGGAACGAGACCCAUGUCAGCUGCCAGUGUAACCACAUGACCAGUUUUGCUGUGCUGAUGGAUAUUUCUCGCAGAGAGAACGGUGAAAUCCUGCCCUUGAAGACCAUUACCUACGCCUCUAUUGCUGUGACACUGGGCAGCCUCUUGCUCACUUUCUUCUUCCUGGCAGGCCUGCGGGCCUUAAGAUCCAACCAGCACAGCAUCCGCAAGAAUCUGGUGGUGGCAUUGUUUCUCUCUGAGCUUAUCUUCCUGCUGGGCAUCAACCAGGCUGAUCUACCAUUUGCCUGCACUGUCAUUGCAAUCUUGUUGCAUUUCCUGUACAUGUGCACCUUUGCCUGGGCACUGUUGGAAGCUCUGCACAUCUACCGCAUGCUGAGUGAGGUGCGUGACAUCAACUAUGGCCCCAUGCGCUUCUACUACAUGGUCGGCUGGGGCGUGCCAGCAUUCAUCACAGGGCUUGCUGUGGGCCUGGACCCUGAAGGUUAUGGAAACCCUGACUUCUGCUGGCUCUCCAUCUAUGAUACUCUUAUAUGGAGCUUCGCUGGACCAAUUGUUUUUGCUGUUGCAAUGAGCAUCUUCCUCUAUAUCCUGGCCACCAAGGCUACUUGUGCUGCUCAGCAACAGGGUUUUGAGAAGAAGGGGACAGUCUCUGGUCUGCGCUCAGGCUUUGUCUCUCUGCUGCUGAUAAGUGUCACCUGGUUUCUGGCCCUGCUGUCUGUCAACAGUGAUGCCAUCCUCUUCCACUACCUCUUUGCUGGCUUCAAUUGCCUCCAGGGUCCCUCAAUCUUCCUCCUCUGUGUCAUCUUAUGCAAGGAAGUGAGGAAGGCUCUCAAGUCCAGUUGUGGCAAGAAGCACAGCACUGACCCCACACUCACCACCAAAUCUACUUUGACAGCGCCUGCUUAUAACUGCAACAACACGUAUGUGGACGGGCAGUUGUACCACACACCCUUUGGAGACUCCACAGGUUCUUUGCACAGCACUGUCCGCUCAGGCAAGAGUCAGCACAGCUACAUUCCAUUUGUCCUCAGAGAGGAGUCUGGCUUGAACAACAGCCAGUUACACAUUGGGCCUGUGGAUCCCAGCUCACUCUUCCUGGAAGCCAAGGAUCAGAACAAUGAGCGUGACACUGACUCGGACAGUGACCUUUCCCUGGAGGAUGAUCAGAGUGUCUCCUACGCUUCCACCCACUCUUCAGACAGUGAAGAGGAUGAAGAAUUUGCCAGAGAGCCCUGCUGGGAGAACUUAUUGUGCCCUAACAAUGAGAAAAUGCCAGCACACAGUACUCCAAAAGCAGACAACCUUUCUGGCCCUGGGAAACCCUACUGGCCAGGAGACUUCGUGACCACUGCUAGUGAGAGUGAUGGGCACGCUGGGUCAGAGAAGCUGCGCGUGGAUCCAAUUGGCAAGAAUGACUGGCUGGGGCCAGCAGAGGAAGCGCUCAGAGAGAAUGGGGAGACACAGGCCAGGGAGAGCAUCCUGAGCUCACUGCCUCACCCUGCUGCUCAGCCCCAGAAAGGCAUUUUAAAGAAGAAAUGCCUGCCACCCAUCAGCGAGAAGAACAGCAUUCAGCGUAUCCACAACAAGCUGUCCAGCUGCCGUUCAGGGAUGGUUUCUUCACAUGGCUCUUCGGGCAGUGAUGGCAGUCGUGGGGGAGGGGUAUCGCGACCCCGCCAGACGCUCCAGGAGCAGCUCAAUGGCCUCGCACCCAUUGCCAUGAGCAUAAAGACUGGCACAGUGGAUGAGGACUCAUCAGGCUCCGAGAGUGAUGAAACCUCAAUCUGACGCCGCACGCACCAGACUCUCUCUCUCUCUCUCUCGUGCAUUGGCCAGUCCGGGAGCCAGAAUUGCUCUCAAACCGCAGCGAGGAAUGUUGUCUCCUUCAGCCCGGCCCGGCCUGAGUAGCCGGACCCACAGUAUGUAGUGCCAAAUGAAACUGACUUGCCAUCCUGACACCAGGUCAAUGGCAGGACCCAGGAGACGGACCUACUUGAACAGAUGCACUUUGAAACAUUGUAAAAUGGACAGAAACACAAACUUGACCACCUCCAAGUCUUCAGGGAUUUUCAUGCUUUGUUGCCCAGUCUGGAACUUCGGCGAGUCUGGAAUAUUUUUCUUAUCUUUCCAGUUGGGCGGGGAAACCUCAGCAGCAAACACAUGCCUGGGGCCCCUGGACAUGCUUUACUGUGCUGAUGUUUGCAUAUCUGACAGUGGGGCUGCAUAGGGGUCAGUGUGCUCGAAGACAGAUGCCACAGGGGGCACAGAACAUGGUAGGUGUUAGACUGAUGUGGCAAAUCAAAAAUGGGGCACAGUUUCUGGAGGGACAGGACAUUGCUCUGACUUUCUCCUAAGACUAGGGAACUUUGGAUUAAGGCCUAAGAACACAACAGCAUGAGAUCUGUAGGCACUACAGGCAGACUGCAUUACUGAUGACCUCCCUGAAGGCCUCCUCUGCACAGUCCUAGGAGAUAGCCCUGGCCUCUUUCUGCAGUAUGUGUGACAGUUAUUUUAAGGGUGCUUUUCUGCCAUCCUGUUGCGAGGGAUUUAAAACAUGCCUGCAGGAGCAGUAGAUGGAUGUUAUCCCAACAGGCAAGUCAGUCUCCAUCUGUCUGGCACAUAGGAGAGAUGGGGGUCUGAAAUCUUGGCUUUGCUAUGCCAAGCAUCCACAGAAUUGAGAAGGGCUGAAUAUCAGGAAGAAACUUUCUCAUCCAAAUAACUUCUUGUGUAAGUAGUUGAGUGCUCCUUGCAGAAUAGCACUCAGUGCCAUCUCGUCUGCUCCGGCCUAAGGAAAAUAAAAGUGUUUCUUGGUUAUGUUGCUUAAGGAGGUGUGGUAAGAUUUAUAACGAAAACCCAGAGCCAGUUCCCCAGGAUGUUCCAUACAUUCAUCAGCUCAACAGAUUUGCAUCAGCAGCUGAGACUCUCGUUCCUUCCCUGGCACGUUGCUCACCUCAGACUUGGCACUCCAGAUCGCACAGUGGAACCAGAAAACUCAGUGGGACUAGAGUCCUGAGUGAGAUUAGAACCCGACAUAAGAUACCUUCAUCAAUGGAAGUGCUCCCUCUUGGACCAUAAAACUUACUUUUUUAACCAGUUGGUUGUGGCAGCCACCUUUCCAAGCUCAGCCUGCCAGUUCAGUGACUUAGCCUCACUGAGUUUGUUCCAAGAGCCGUCCCACAAGGCGUGAGCAACAUGGGAGUGGCCUUCUGAGCCAUCUGUCCAUGUUGCAAUUAUUUUCAUAGAAAACGACAAAAAGAAAAAAGUCUCCCCUUCUGCUCCUUUUCACCAGUCAGCACCUGGUCCCUGUGCUGCUGGGCUGGAGCAAGGAUGCUGCCUUGAAGUCUCCCAAUAGCGCCCGGCACUUAACGCCGACGGGGCGCUGCCUUUCUGCCUCAGAAGCCUUCAUUUUUUCUACACUCAGCCAAGCCAGAUGCCUGCUCAUAAGGGGGAUUUUCAUGCUGGGUCCUUUUGGAAAGUUUUUUAUAGAGUUCCUGGGAAAGAGAUUUUUCUGAUAAGGGAGUGGGGAAGGAGGGGGGCAGCUUGGGGAGGGGUGAAGGCACUGUUUAUUUUGAUGUAAUUUUUUAUUUGACCACUGCUGAAGGAUGUUCUAAUUUAAAGAGAUGAAAAACUGUUUGGGUUACAACUUUAGCUUCAUAACUGUGUUAAGUCUUGUUAGCUGGCUUUACUGACUUAGCCAAGGUUUGCACAAGGAGGAGUUAAUCAGGACGUUGACUGUUGACAUGGCCUGGCUUACUCAAGGAUGGGGUUCCCAAAAUGAGGAGGCUCCUUUCAUCUCCUCUGGAAAUCUUGGUCAUUGCCACCUGGCCUUUGUGGGGGCCUCCUUGACAACUCUCCUUGCCCUUUCUUGGAAUCUUUUAAUGUAAUAGGAUGUGAUGCUUUUAAAUCUGUGUCAUGUCAGCCUGGCACUUCCAUAGCAGCCACUGUGUGUUAACCACAACGUUAAGCAGAAAGCAUAUCGGUUCCAACACAGUCUCUUAUGUAGACUAACUGAUCUGGUACAUUUUUUCCCCAUCAAAAUGUACCCUGUGAGCAGUUUAGCUCACCUAGUUAAAAAAAUGGAAGAGAUUUUUUUCCUAAUGCAGAAGGAGCAGCAUUUGAGUUCUCGCUGGAGGUCAGUGUUGCCCUGACCUUCAGUUUCACAUUGGUCAACUUCUAAUCUGUAAGCCUAUGGAAAGCGGAGACCUAUCUUGAAAUCAGAAGUUCAGUCAAGCAAUGAUAUUUGUACUUCCUCCACUCUUCCGCUAGGCUACCUACCAUAAUAUUGCAGCGUUAAAAGGCAAGCCCAGGCUUUGGGUCCUCAGACAAGUAGACCAUAUCCUCCCUUAGGGGUGAGAAUAUUAAUGCCUCAGCCCCUAGAGAAUGAGACACUCCUGUUGGCCCUAGCUAGUAUACCAAAACCUCUAGUGAAGAAAAACGCAACAUACUCUUAAUCAGUUCUACUCACAUGCCAUAAGAGAUGCAGCAGAGAAUUGACUUGGGGGGGAAAGCAAGCAGGGAAGCUUUCCCCCCUCAAACUUCCCAUUGCCAACUCACAGCGUGCGAGCAAGUAACAUACUGUGAAUUGUGCUGUCAGUGGAAACCCAAGUAUCUACUCUGCAGGUGUGGAAUAAAAGAUAGGCAGAGCUAAUGGCUAUUGUACAAAUGUCUUCCAUAAAGGACCCCCUGGCUUUAGUUUUCUGGCCAGCAUUUGCCAUUGUUUUCUCCUAUUGGGGCAGCAUGAUAGGCAGAGAGCCAGGCAACUGAUCAUCGCAGGUGCAUGGGAAAAGCUUCACUUGUAGAAUUUUUGUCUGUCACAGAACUGUUAAAGGUACAGGAGCUCUGCCAGAAAAAGACCUUGGUCACUUGCUCCAUCCCCAAUACCUCAAACCCUGACUUACAACCCAUAUAGAUCCCAAGUCAAGUGUACAAACUAGCUUGUGAUAACAGUGUUCUAUGCAAGAUGUUUUCUCAUCUGGAGAAUGCAAAUUAACAAAAACAAGCCGGAAUGCAGUAGUGGCCCAAAGGAUUCUGGGUCACUGAGCUCUCCUAAUGAUCAUGACUUCUGGGGGGGAGGGGGAUCAUCUUCAGCCUAUGACUUUGCCCAGAAUAGGACUGAAUAGGAGAGGGUAGGAAUUCACCUUAAUUAGUGACCAGGAUAAAUUGCCAAGCUAGUAUUAAACCUUAAAAGCAUGUUACUGAUUGGGAGGGGACUGGCUUCUACUGGGAACUUCAUGAAAGAGCUUAGCUUCUCAAUCUAUCACUGGUAUUGCUUAGCCUUUUUUGAACACAUGCUGCCAUGGACAGAAGACAAAACUCACCUGUUGGCUAUCUCACCUAUGGAGAUGUGAUAGGCAUGUCUACAUUUUAAUUUAUUUGUAAUUGUUUUUUAAUAUAUAUAUAUCUGUUAACUGGAGAGUGUCUAUCCAAACCUG
Molecule: messenger RNA, 12638 nt
Organism: Eublepharis macularius
Lineage: Eukaryota; Metazoa; Chordata; Lepidosauria; Squamata; Eublepharidae
Gene: CELSR2
Product: cadherin EGF LAG seven-pass G-type receptor 2
Exons: 35
Coding region: 1-8994 (2997 amino acids)
Biological process (GO): cell surface receptor signaling pathway; homophilic cell-cell adhesion; G protein-coupled receptor signaling pathway
Cellular component (GO): plasma membrane
Molecular function (GO): calcium ion binding; G protein-coupled receptor activity
Source: RefSeq, a predicted model, not a curated record